Messenger RNA from Mesoplodon densirostris (Blainville's beaked whale), 316 nucleotides. RefSeq names its product eukaryotic translation initiation factor 1-like. Lineage: Eukaryota; Metazoa; Chordata; Mammalia; Artiodactyla; Ziphiidae. Gene Ontology annotation, biological process: translational initiation. The transcript has a single exon. Bases 44 to 316 code for a protein of 90 amino acids. Gene Ontology annotation, cellular component: eukaryotic 43S preinitiation complex. Gene Ontology annotation, molecular function: ribosomal small subunit binding; RNA binding; translation initiation factor activity. The record is from RefSeq and is a predicted model, not a curated record.
CCUUCUGCAGGCCAUUUCCACCGAGGAAAAGGAAUCAUAUCGUAUGUCCGCUAUCCAGAACCUCCACUCUUUCAACCCCUUUGCUGAUGCAAGUAAGGGUGAUGAUCUGCUUCCUGCUGGCACUGAGGAUUAUAUCCACAUAAGAAUUCAACAGAGAAACGGCAGGAAGACCCUUACUACUGUCCAAGGGAUCCCUGAUGAUUACGAUAAAAAGAAACUAGUGAAGGCGUUUAAGAAGAAAUUUGCCUGCAAUGGUUUUGUACUUGAGCAUCCAGAAUAUGGAGAAGUAAUUCAGCUACAGGGUGACCAACACUAG